AUGCUUCGAGCGGUGCUGCAGAAGCUGCGCCUUGCUACUGAACUGCGCCAACAUAAGGAUCACUGCCAAUGGAUGGGGAUUUCCUGCGAUGAUGGGUGUGUGGAAAGCAUCAGCUUGGUGCGCUGUAAUUUGACGGGAGAGCUGCCCGUGGAGCUGGGCAACUUGAAAAGACUCAGGUGUCUGUACCUGUCCGAGAACCCCAGCUUGUCUGGCAGCCUCAGGGCUUUGAGGCCCCUAGCUCAACUCGAGGAGCUGGAUCUGUACAGGACUCACAUUUCUGGGGGGCUAAAUGAGCUGCGUGAUCUGAAGAACAUCACUGACCUGACCCUGACCAAAACACAGAUUGACGGAAAGCUAGAGGCCCUCACCACUAUGAAGCACAUCAGGCGGCUGGAGCUGGCCGAUACAAAGAUCCAGGGCAGGCUGGAAGAUAUAAAAGGCCUCGACCAGUUGAACACCGUGAAGCUCUCGUCGACAGGAGUCACUGGCCAACUCGAGGCUUUACAUGGCUUGAAGGAGAUGCUUGAGCUGGAUCUGUCUAAAACACGAAUCACUGGGCGUCUGCAAGAUCUUUUGCAUUUCCCAAAGUUGGAAGAGGCCUGGCUGAGUGGCACAGCUGUCAGUGGUCGCUUGACCCCCGAGUGGCUCGGAAGACUGGGUGUACUGCGCAUCCUGGACCUUGAGACUCAAGCCUCUUUCGUGCCCACAGAGGUCCACUCGGCCAAAAUCUUGGAUGCAACUUAUGGUGAUCAGCCGAUGCUGCCAGCCCUUACGGUCUCACGGUGCCCCUUGAACAGUCCAGUUCUCGAGCUCCUGCAGCCGCUGAUUAACUCGCGAAGCAUCGCGAAGCUGUCUGCGGCAGGAUCAAACCUUACCGGCAGGCUGCCCGAUUAUCUGACCGACCAGUACUUCGCGGAGUCCCUGCAGACUUUGGACCUGUCGUUGAACCACAUUGAGCUUGUGGAGGGUAUGUUUACCAGUAGCCUGCUGGCUCUUGCGGAGAACCCCAACGUCAGUUUUGCGCCCGGGGUUUUGCAAAAAGCCAUACGCACAGGAGUCAGGGUGGACCUCAGAGGAGUUGAUCUUACUGAGAAGGAAGCAGGCGAUGCGCUGGAGCUGCUACCAGUGCCGUCGGAGACUGCGCUCGGAGGGCGGGAGAUUACAGUCGAGCGAGGGUUCGCCUGCUACAGCUUGGAAGCUACAGUGCUACAGGUCACUCCAGAGCGGUUCUUGCCCGAUCAUUUCUGCCACUGCAAACCAAUGCAUGCUCGCCUGAACAUGUCAUUCUUCAAGUGCCGAUCUCAGAUGGCUUAG
Symbiodinium natans is the source of this 1314-nucleotide messenger RNA. NCBI's taxonomy places the organism in Eukaryota, Dinophyceae, Suessiales, Symbiodiniaceae. The record is from the annotation of a GenBank genome assembly.